This is a messenger RNA of Uranotaenia lowii, 1771 nucleotides long. RefSeq names its product ras-related protein Rab-27A (gene Rab27). The record is from RefSeq and is a predicted model, not a curated record. Lineage: Eukaryota; Metazoa; Arthropoda; Insecta; Diptera; Culicidae. Gene Ontology annotation, cellular component: melanosome; secretory granule. Gene Ontology annotation, molecular function: GTPase activity; GTP binding. The transcript is spliced from 3 exons. Gene Ontology annotation, biological process: positive regulation of exocytosis; melanosome transport. Bases 421 to 1125 code for a protein of 234 amino acids.
UGCGAUUUGGAACGCUCGUGUUUUGGAAAGCUAGCGAAAGUAAAAGUGAAAAGUCGGUUUUGCCUUUCCAGUGUGCUUCGGAAAAAGGCGCGAAAAUUUUCCUACGCUACAAAAGCUACUUGGCGCGACGGUGUUCAGCGUUGAGGUGAUUGAUUUGACGGCAGUGUUGUUGGGUGUUGUUGUGCUUUCGAAGAAAUUUACGUGAAUUAAUAGCUGAAGCCUAAAUUAGCAACGCUGCUUGUUGUGCGUCUCUGCAGCCUUCCAGGAGUUUUUGUCUGCCUAUACCGAAGUGUUGGUGUUAUGGUGUAGCGCCAUCUUACGGGAAUACGGUUGCAUACUUUCAGGGUCGAGCGAAAGGGCUGCGCGCAGUAGUCGGUGUAAGGAGCCCCGGUAGACUGACCGAAGAACUGCAGCAUCGCCAUGGCUUCGAUUGAUUACGACUAUCUGAUAAAGUUCCUGGCCGUCGGCGAUUCAGGCGUCGGAAAAACUAGCUUCCUUUAUCAGUACACAGAUGGAGUGUUUCACACCAAAUUCAUCUCGACAGUUGGCAUCGAUUUUCGCGAGAAGCGAGUGCUGUACAAUUCAAAUGGAAUCAACCAUCGAGUGCAUAUGCAGCUCUGGGACACGGCCGGGCAGGAACGUUUCCGCAGUUUGACGACGGCUUUCUACCGGGACUCGAUGGGCUUCAUUCUGAUCUUCGACAUCACAAACGAGCAGAGCUUCCUGGACGUGCAGAACUGGAUGGAACAGCUGCGGUUGCACGCCUACUGCGACGACCCGGACAUAGUGCUGUGUGGCAACAAGGCCGAUCUGGACCACAAGCGGGUGAUUAGCGAAACGAGGGCCAAAAGCCUGGCGGACAAGUACCAUAUCGAUUAUAUCGAGACGAGUGCAUUCACCGGACAUAACGUGAAGGAGGCCAUUGAGCUGCUGCUGGACAAGGUCAUGAAACGGAUCGAAACGGUUGUCCUCAGUACGACGAUUCAGGCCCGGAGGGGUCUGCCGAAGCUUUUCGUCGAUACCAAGGAUACGAGCGGAGCGAUUCGACUCAAUGGGAAUGGGCACGAGGCGACAGGAGACAAACCGGAUCAGGUGGGUGGCGGAAGAGCCGGAUGUAAAUGUUGAGCACGCUGCAUUGGUGCCGAACUUUGGAACGUUUUUAGUAUUUUGUGGCGCUCAAUAGAUGAUCGAAGUAGGCUUAGAUUUUGGUAACGAAACGAUGAUUUUGUAUUUGAACGAAGGUAAAAAAAAUAAAUAAGGUAGCUUGUGUAUUCGACAAAAGCGGUGGCCUGCUGCGUUGAUGUGUAGAUUUUUUUAUUUAUCUCAAAUCGAGAUAAAUCGAUCUAAUAUUUGGGACUAAACAGGCUGGAUAACGAAAACUUAUGCUCACUACUAGAAUCACUGUUUUAAGUAGGUUAAAUGAAAACAAAAACAAACUGUCUCUAAAUGACUAAAAAGAGUGACACAAACUGAUUUAUGAAAUAAUGUUAAAACAAACAACCACUUUUGUGAAUAAGACAAUAUAUUCAUUAAAUGAAACCAAAAAAAAAACCAAACAGUCAAAACAUGUUACGCAAAAAUGAAAACAAAAACAAAGCUACCAGAUGCCAAACUUUUAUUAAUAGUUAUAAGUUGAUCGAUAGUGGAAAUUUUCCGAAUCUCUCGUACGGGAAAAGCUAGUCUUUAUUAUAUUAUUAUUACAUGUUGCAAAACUUAAGCAAGUAGUUGAUGUGUAUUUUGAAAUGUUGGUAUGUGAACUAAGAAUUUAUGU